GCGCCGGAAGGUGUCGGUGGUCGGGCGCCGCCGCCCGCGGGCCUCACUGCGCAGUCGCCGCCAGGCUGCUGGAGCUGGGGCGCGGCGUAGUGCGGGCAGCAGCCGGCGCGCAGGGCGGCGGCCGUGAGGGGCGGUGACGGGGUGUGGAGUGAGGGCUGCACCGGGAAGAUGGACGACUUCCAGUCGGGGGAGGAGCCUUCCUUUGUUGUUGAUGAAGUUAGUGGCAUCAUUAAAGAGGCCAUAGAAAGUGCAAUAGCUGGCAACGCUUACCAGCACAGCAAAGUCAACCAGUGGACAACAAGUGUGGUGGAACAAACUUUAAGCCAGCUCACAAAGUUGGGGAAACCUUUCAAGUAUAUUGUGACUUGUGUGAUUAUGCAGAAGAAUGGUGCUGGGCUACAUACAGCAAGCUCUUGCUUCUGGGACAACUCCAGUGAUGGAACCUGCACUGUGAGAUGGGAGAAUAAGACCAUGUACUGUAUUGUCAGUGCCUUUGGACUUGCAAUAUAAUUGCCUUGAAAUCAUUCACCCUUCUCUUUUCUACUCCAGCAGUUGAUUCCAUCUCUACACAGACUGUGAAUACAACUGAACACCUUCUGGUUUUAAUGUACUUUUAAACUUUUAAGAGGUAGAAAUGUGAAAACAUGCUGUUACGUAGUUCAUGUUUGUACUUAGUAUUGUAUCAGUGUUGCCAUACUGUCUUAACACUUCCAGGACUUCUCUUCAAGGUGCUAAUGCUGAAAUCUGCUGCAGUAUGAACACUUUCUAUAGAUUUCUUUUUUAAGACCAAUAUAAACGAGACACUGACUUUCAUACUUUGUACUUUUGGUUAGCAUUAAAUUAUUGAAAUUCAUAA
This is a messenger RNA of Pogoniulus pusillus (Red-fronted tinkerbird), 856 nucleotides long. RefSeq names its product dynein light chain Tctex-type 1 (gene DYNLT1). The record is from RefSeq and is a predicted model, not a curated record. Bases 169 to 510 code for a protein of 113 amino acids. The transcript is spliced from 5 exons. Gene Ontology annotation, biological process: microtubule-based movement. NCBI's taxonomy places the organism in Eukaryota, Metazoa, Chordata, Aves, Piciformes, Lybiidae. Gene Ontology annotation, cellular component: cytoplasm; cytoplasmic dynein complex. Gene Ontology annotation, molecular function: dynein intermediate chain binding.